GGGGGCAGUGUCGGAAAAACACAGACUCCCCCGUUUACAACGUCUUUUCCGGUUCAAGCGGAACCUCGUUUUUCUUCUUCCCCGUGCCACUCGCGGACCUCAACGUGUCCGACAAAAUGGCACUUUAUAACUUUAAGAAAAUUAUGGUGGUCCCCACCGCCAAGGAAUUUAUCGACAUCACUUUAUCCAAAACUCAAAGGAAGACGCCCACAGUGGUACACAAGCAUUACCAGAUUCACAGAAUCCGACACUUCUACAUGCGAAAAGUGAAAUUCACCCAGCAGAACUACCACGACCGCCUGACACAGAUCCUCACAGACUUCCCCAAACUCGACGACAUCCACCCAUUUUAUGCGGAUCUGAUGAACGUCCUGUACGACAAAGACCACUACAAGCUGGCCUUAGGACAGAUAAACAUCGCCAAAAACCUAAUUGAUAAUGUUGCCAAAGACUAUGUGCGCCUGAUGAAAUAUGGAGACUCUAUGUAUCGAUGCAAACAGCUGAAGAGAGCCGCUCUGGGUCGAAUGUGCACCAUUCUGAAACGACAAAAGUCCAGUCUGGAGUAUUUGGAACAAGUGAGACAGCAUCUGUCCCGUCUGCCGAGCAUUGACCCCAACACCCGCACCCUACUCCUGUGUGGUUACCCCAACGUGGGCAAGUCCAGUUUCAUCAACAAGGUCACCAGAGCUGAUGUUGAUGUCCAGCCGUAUGCCUUCACCACCAAGUCCCUGUUCGUGGGUCACAUGGACUACAGAUACCUCCGCUGGCAGGUGGUGGACACCCCCGGGAUCCUGGACCACCCCCUGGAGGACAGAAACACCAUUGAGAUGCAGGCCAUCACUGCACUGGCUCACUUGCGAGCGGCCGUGCUUUACAUCAUGGAUCUGUCUGAGCAGUGCGGCCACACGCUGCAGGAGCAGCUGGAGCUCUUCAACAACAUCCGGCCUCUGUUUGCCAACAAGCCUCUGAUCAUUGUUGCCAACAAAUGUGACGUGAAGAAGAUCAAUGAGCUAACUGAGGAGAACCAGAAAAUCUUUGCAGACCUGAUCACUGAGGGAGUCCCCGUCAUCGAGACCAGCACCCUGACCGAGGAGGGGGUCAUGCAGGUUAAAACCGAGGCCUGUGACCAGCUCCUGGCCCACCGCGUCAACACCAAGAUGAAGGGCAAGAAGGUCCAUGACGUUCUGAACAGGCUGCACCUCGCCAUGCCCACCAAGAGGGACGAGAAGGACAGACCACCGUUCAUCCCAGAUGGAGCUUUGAACCGCAGGAGGGCCAUGGAGGUGGACGCCCCCAAACCCAAACUGGAGAGGGACCUGGAGCUGGAGCUCGGGGAUGACUACAUCCUGGACCUGCAGAAAUAUUGGGAUCUGAUGAACGUGGAUGAGAAGCAGGACAGGAUUCCAGAAGUGUGGCAGGGACACAACAUUGCCGACUACAUCGAUCCAGACAUCAUGAAGAAACUGGAGGAUCUAGAAAAGGAGGAGGAGCUGAAAGAACGAGCCGGCGAGUACGACUCUGACGAUGAGAGCGAGGACGAAGACAUGCAGGAGAUCCGCUCUCUCGCCAAACAGAUCCGUGAGAAGAAACAGCUCAUGGUCAUGGAGUCCAGGGAGAAGGACGUGCACGGACCUCGCAUGCCCAGAACUGCUACCAAGGUUGAGAGGAAGAAGCUGGAGCAGGAGAUGAGUGAGCUCGGUCUGGACAUGAGCGACAAGAAUGAUAGCCACUAUGCUGUCCAGGCUCGCCGUUCCCGCAGCGUCGCCAAGAAACGCAAACGAGAAGCUUCCGCUCCCCCCAGCUCCAAAACUCGCAGCCAGAGCGCCUCCCGUCCACCUCGAGAUCAGUCCGGAUUACGGGACGCUAAGAUGGUGAAAAAGGCAAAGAAGAUUAUGAAGAACUCUCAGAAGGACCGAAACCGGGAAGGCAGGAAAGGAGAGUCGGACCGACACGUUUAUGACUUAAAACCCAAACACCUGCUGGUUGGAAAGAGGAAGUCGGGCAAAACCGAUCGCAGAUAAAACUGCUUCUUUUGGACUUUUUCAUGUUUGAAGAUGACAUUUCAAUGAAACUAAGAUUAACCCACCCACUUAACAUGAUAAGUGACUAUAAGUACAUUUUGUCACAUAUAAAACCUGAUAAACAAGUUUAGAAAUAAAAUAGUCAGAUUUUGGUCAA
This is a messenger RNA of Oryzias melastigma (Indian medaka), 2178 nucleotides long. RefSeq names its product GTP binding protein 4 (gene gtpbp4). Gene Ontology annotation, molecular function: GTP binding; GTPase activity; RNA binding. The transcript has 17 exons. NCBI's taxonomy places the organism in Eukaryota, Metazoa, Chordata, Actinopteri, Beloniformes, Adrianichthyidae. The record is from RefSeq and is a predicted model, not a curated record. Gene Ontology annotation, biological process: ribosomal large subunit biogenesis. Gene Ontology annotation, cellular component: nucleolus. Bases 117 to 2021 code for a protein of 634 amino acids.